Messenger RNA from Scomber japonicus (chub mackerel), 6711 nucleotides. RefSeq names its product nucleus accumbens-associated protein 1 (gene nacc1a). Gene Ontology annotation, molecular function: protein binding; DNA-binding transcription factor activity, RNA polymerase II-specific; RNA polymerase II cis-regulatory region sequence-specific DNA binding. The transcript has 8 exons. Bases 590 to 2395 code for a protein of 601 amino acids. Gene Ontology annotation, biological process: regulation of transcription by RNA polymerase II. Lineage: Eukaryota; Metazoa; Chordata; Actinopteri; Scombriformes; Scombridae. The record is from RefSeq and is a predicted model, not a curated record.
UGAACACAGUCCCUCCACACUCUCCAUCUCUGUGGCCUUGCCCCUUAUCAGUAGACCUGCAUUGAGUGUCUCUGUCCACGGAAGCAGCCGUCUGUCAACUGCAGCUCCUGAGGAGCUGAGAGGACGGUGGCUGGAUAAACUGCCGUCACCAGGCUGACUGACCGCAGUAAUUUACUGAACUAAAAUAGUUUGCAUGUCAACUCCAUGGGAAUAAAUCAAUAGUGUUUAUUGAUCCAUUGAUAUGGUUAAUAAGUUCUACACACUUACAGCGGGAUAUUUGUGUGAUUUAAACAACUAUCUGUUCAGAUUUUGCUUCACUAGACAUGACAGAAACAGACUCGGAGUGCAAAUUAAUGUGCAGUCUCUCUGUGAGAAUAUAUCAGAUUUAAUGUGGAUUGAUUACAGCAAUCCACAUUAAAUCUGAAUAUGGUUUGAUGUAAUAAAAUGGAAGUGAAUCUGUGCUGUGAGACAACACUUACUAUAUGAAUUGGCCACAUCUUCUUUUUCUCCACUUUGCCAUCCAUCCCCCACCAUUCAACUGGUGCUGGAGACGGGAGAUUGUCAUGUCCUCACACAGACAGCUGCUCUCAUGACUUCCCCCUGUCCUGUGCAUGACCACCAUGACCUGUUGCUGAUUGGCAUGAAUAGUGUUGUACCCUUUGGUGGUGUGCGUAGGCGCACCAUGGCCCAGACCCUGCAGAUGGCGAUCCCAAACUUUGGCAACAAUGUUUUAGAGUGUCUGAAUGAGCAACGGCUGCAGGGCCUCUACUGUGACGUCUCCGUGGUGGUCAAGGGGCAUGCCUUCAAGGCACAUCGAGCUGUGCUGGCUGCUAGCAGUUCAUAUUUUCGGGACCUUUUCAGUAGCAGCAAUAGUGGAGGUGCUAGCAGCAAUGAAACGAGCCCAACAGUAGUUGAGCUCCCGCCGGCAGUGCAGCCCCAGAGCUUCCAGCAGAUUCUAUCCUUCUGCUAUACAGGCCGGCUCAGCAUGACAGUGGGAGACCAGUUUCUCCUCAUGUAUACUGCCGGCUUCCUACAGAUUCAGCAGAUCAUGGAAAAAGGCACCGAAUUCUUCCUGAAGGUCUCCUCCCCCAGUUGCGACUCCCAGGGUCUUCACGCAGAGGAGGCCCCACCUUCUGAGCCCCAGAGCCCUGUAACGCAGACCAAUAACAAUGCAGCCCGGCCCACCUCCUGCUUGACGCCGCUCCCCUUGGUAUCACGAGUUAAGACAGAGCAGCCAGCUAGCCAACCAGAAGCAGCCGCUCCGUAUUCGGUGGUCUGCACUCCUGUAGCCAAGCGGCUGUGGGAGGGCGGCAGCAGCCGAGACGGAGGUGGAGCAGGCUCAGGGGGAGGAGGGGGGGCCAGGAAGGCGGCCCGUUAUUCCCAAGAGGCGGUGCGGGGCAGUGCCAUCCAGAGCCCUGGAGCCCUUGGACUUGCCAUGGGUAUGGGGGCCACAGCUACCAGUCUGGCAGGCAUGGUGGCUAGUGGCGGACUCAGUGGCAACGCUGGCACCAAUGGGAGCUCUGCAGCAGGUCUUGGCACAUCAGAGGGUGCCAGCCCCGGCACCUUGAGCACCUAUGCCAGUGACUCACCCAUCAGCUACCAUGAUGAUGAAGAAGAGGAAGAGGGGACCGAUGAAUGUGCAGAAGAGCAAUACAGGCAAAUUUGCAACAUGUAUACCAUGUACAGCAUGCUCAACAUGGGAGCUGCAGCAGCUGGCGAGCGGGUAGAGGCUCUACCAGACCACACAGAGACACGGGGUCGGAUGCGAGGCCGAGACCUAACGUGUCUUCCCGCAGAACUCAUCGCUCAGAUAGGCAACCGCUGUCACCCCAAACUGUAUGAGGAAGGAGACCCUGCUGAGAAACUAGAGUUAGUCUCAGGUACUUCUGUGUAUAUAUCACGAGCCCAGCUAAUGAACUGUCACGUGAGCGCAGGGACCAGACACAAGGUGCUGCUGAGGAGGCUGCUGGCCGCCUUCUUUGACAGGAAUACUCUGGCCAACAGCUGUGGAACAGGCAUCCGCUCUUCCACCAAUGACCCGAGCCGCAAGCCCCUGGACAACAGAGUACUGCAUGCAGUCAAAUUUUAUUGCCAGAACUUUGCCACCAGCUUCAAAGAGAGUGAGAUGAACGCCAUUGCGGCUGACAUGUGCACCAACGCUCGCCGCGUGGUCCGUAAGAGCUGGAUCCCCAAGCUGAAGCUGCUGAUGGCCGACAGCGACGCCUACACCGCUUUCCUUCCAGACGGCGUAAAGGCGGAGGACGACACCUUGGGGGGCGAUCCGGCAUUUGACCCUACCACUCUGGAGGCUGCUGGCGGUGCCGGCAUGGAGUCAGGUGGCUCUUCAGGUGAAUCACUACCAGGUGUGGGAGGGGAUGGAGGACCAUUAUUUUGAACACUGUGUCCGGAGGAAAGUUGAAAUUUGGUGACACACAUACAAGUAUUCCCCAGUUCUGCUUGCCUCCUCACUCUUUGGCCCACGCUGAUUUCUUACAUCUGACUGUCUAUACUACACUGCAAGGGUCGACAGCUGUUGACCUGAUGUAACCAGGACGUGAAAAUUAAAAUUUUUUGCUUCAUGACUGUACAAUGGAGUUAGUAGAGAAAAGGGAGAGAGUAAGAGGGUGUUUAGUUUUCUCCUAACUGCCCUCUGCCUCCCCUUGUCUUUUUAAGGUGUGUAAGUGCAUCUACUGUUGCAUAUUAAAUACAUUCCCUGAUGUGCGGGUGGUGGGGGGAGCUGAUAGUGCAGCCUGAGGAUGGAUGGACAGGCAGAGAGGAGAGGUGGCGAGUAUAUUGAAUGUAAGUGUCAGUGGCAUUUUUCUCUAUGCAAGCCUGACAACUUGUGUUCCAGCCUCGGGAAAAAAAAAACAAAAACAAAAAAACUACCAGUAAAUUUAAAACAGUUACAUUAUUAAAAUGAAUUAACACUACCUGUUCUUCCUCCCCUUGCAUAUUCCACUCAUCGCCCUGCAAGUAUUCUUCCAUCCCACCUCACCCUUCUUAAGACCAGAGAAAAUCUCUCUCCACCUGAGUGUUUCACUCUGCGGUGUCUUAUAUAAAUAUAUCUCAUCUUUCUCUGGUUUCUAUAUUUUUAGCAUGUUUAAACGGAAAAAGUGAUUCAGAAUGAAAAGGGGAAGCUUUUUAUUGAGAUGAUUGUAAAGAAAUUUUAAGGACAACAGGUAAUCAAAAGAUGGUCAUAUUUUUAGAAGACAAACUAUAUUUAUACAAGUGCCCACGCCUUGAAUGGUGUGAGCAGAGAGAGUGGUAGGGAUUGUUUUAAAAAUUCUUCAUGUUUUAUUGAAAGAGGUCUUGACAAAUAAGGAAAAGUGCUAUUUUUGCAGAAAAAAGGAGUAUAAUAAAGCAGUCUUGUCAUAGGACCCACAGUCAUUUAUUUUUAUCUUUAUUUUACAGUGCAGAGUGAUGGAAUGAGCAGUUGAACUGCUAAAUUUGAAGCAUUUCAUCUUCUGUUCACUAGCUUAGAAGGAAUAAUAAGACUGAUUCAGCUGGCUUGACUGUUGUCUAUAAUAACCAUUUCUUGUAAGGUUGUGAACGUUUGCCUCCUAUGAUAAAACAUUUGCCCACAAUUCUGACAAUUACUAGUAGAAAUGUAAAAGUUCUCUUGGUCUGGACACUCGCUAGUUUCUUCUUUGUACUGAAAUUAUUAAAAUACAAAAAAGCCUGCUGGCAUUUUGUGGAAUCACAGAAGCCACAGGAAAUAUUUAGGGAAUAUUGGAACGUGCCUUUUAAAUGAAAUUAAUAAACUCAACCUUGGUGGGUACAGUGAUGUCAAGGAGGCAAUAUUGCUUUUAUUAAGCAAACAGGUUUCAUGGUAUUAUCCAUGUGUGUGUAAAGAAGGAGAGUCUGUAUUGCACGGCUGUAUGUUUUGGUAUGUGGUUUAUUCAUGUAUCUAAUGUAUUUCCAUGUUGUAGAAAAGCCUCUUUAAUAUGGAAAUUCAAAAUGCCUGAUGACAGUUUUAUUUUGGAGUUUAUUUUGGUUUGCACCUUCCAUAAGAGGUAGAGUGGAGGUUUUAGCACCUUAAUGAGAAGAACCAGUGGUUCAUGCACCUUUUUGAGAAAUGUUGUGUAGCAAUUGAACCUUUAGGUGGAAUUUGUCUUUUUUUUUUCUCCAUGUCUGCCUGUGUUUCUUGUUUAGAAGUGGCACAAACUCCUACUGUAAAUAAUCAAGAAGACUGUUGAGUUAAAACCCAAGUGUUCUUCCUUUCUGUUGCUGGAUGAGUUUGGUCAUGAUGAAAUGUCAACAACUGACCUUUUUAUGUGCAAGUUUGUGUUUGCUAGAAACCUUUUUGAAAGCAUGUUGACCUGCCUGCAGAUCAGAGGUCAGCACAGGGGAUUUAUUAUUCCUGAUGCAGGUGGAUAAAAGUGAAAAUGGUUUGACGGAGGAAUGUGUUCUAAUACUGUUUGUAGGAAAACCUAAAAUGCUCUCGCAGACAACUGACUGCUUUCUCUAAUUGGAAAAAGCAUUCUUAAAUGUCAGUCAAAUUAAUCUCAUAGAGAAAAUAACCAGAUCAUGUUGGAUAUAGCUCUCUCUAUUUCCAUCUGUAUUUAAAUGUACUAGGGCAACUUUACUUAAAGGGCUAUUGUGUAGGAUUUAUUGACAUCUAGUGGUGAGGUUGCAGAUGGCAAACAACUGAAUACACCCCCCCUCCUUUCAAGCCAGUAGGAGAAUCUACGGCCGCUGCAAAAAUCAUGAAAAAUGCAAAAGGUCCUCUCUAGAGUCAGUUUGGUUUGUUCAUUCUGGGCUACUGUAGAAACAUUAUGGUGCAACAUGGCAGGCUCUAUGGAAGAGGACCCACUCCCUAUGUAGAUAUAAAGGGCUCAUUGGUAAUGGUAAUGAAAACAAUGAUUCUUAUUUUCAGGUGAUUAUACCCUGAUUAAAAGAUACUUUGUAAUGUUAUACUCCGUUUCUACCAAGUCUGUUAUGCUAGAUGCCAUUAAAUUCUACACACUGCACCUUUAAACGGUUUAACCAGGAGAUAAGAAGACAGAGUAAAAAUGCAGUACCUUGUGUAAAAUGACAACAAAACCUCAGUAAGCUUUGUAUUUGACUGUAGACGCCACACAAGCACCCCUCCCCCCGUCUUACCUCUUCAGUAUCUUUGAAGACUGUUGUGCUUCCUGUCCUCCAUGCAGCUGGUGUCAUGUUUCACUUCCACAAGUUUAUUCAUGCAUUUCAGAGACAGAGGGAAGCAAAGUUGUGGUUUUACGUUGCUAAAUCUGAGUUAUAACAUGUAUGUUUUAUUUGCUUAGUGGCUUCAGCUGGUUAUUGUAUAAGGGCCUGAACUCACAACUCAAAUUACGUUUCUUCUUUUAAAAAAAAAAAAAGAUGUAGUUAGUCUUUGCCAGGCGUGUUUAAGUUACCAUAAUCCAUACAAAGUUCAGGUUUGAAAUGAAUCAAACUGACAAUGUUUGUAAUUUAUUUUUCAUGAAUCCAAAACCUCCAAAACACUUUUCACAACAGAAUAUAUUCAGAUUCUUAGAAAAUUGCUUUGCGCACAGUGGAAGGACCAAAAGACUAAUCACGAGGACUAUUUAACUCAAUUUAAUCAGAGGUCCUUUAGGGGUAUCUACUCAAGCAAUUAAAUGGAAGCAGUUGAAAUUAGUUCCAUUAUUACAGAUGUCCCAUAAAAAAUCUUCUUAAAAAAUUAAAAUGAAAGUCAACAAUGUUUUAAAGCAAUUCAGAGCAUGAGAUAAUAAAGCCUGAAAUGUGCUGCUAAAAGUAACGAUGUUACAGUGAAACACUGAAUGACUUACUCUUGAGUCAUAGAGCAGAAAUAUCACCAGUGAAUCAGCAUUGGUUUUAGUUUGUUUUAACAACAGAGCAGUCCUACUCAGAUAAAGUAAUGUCCAUACUGCACCUUGCCCCAGUCAUAAUAUCCUGCCUUAGAGACAUUGUCUUAGGGCCUGUUGUGUUGUCAGUUGACCCAGUGUAUAAUUUUUUUUUUUUUUCUGGGUGGGGAGGGGUUGAUUAAGGUGACACCAUGAGUCAGGGGUCUUUAUCUGUAAUCAGCUUUCAGGGCUAACUCUUCUUUUUAGGAAUUGUUAAACAUUAAGUUCUCUCAUGUCCAAAACGUCCCUCACUCACAAUGUACUUGCACAUUGCUUCAUCAGCAGUAGGUGUGAGUGUGGUUAUAGAAAGCUUUCAUGAUCAUCUUCUUCUUUUUUUUUUUUUUUUGGUAGUACAUUGUAAGCAAAUUUCUGUACUUUUCAGCGUACGUGUUUACACUUCAACAAAACAUGUAGACCUACACACUUGAAUGGAUAAGGUGUGGCACGGCAUGGGGAACCUUUUGUCACAAAGCAGUACAUAUAUAAAUAUGAUUAUAUACAUGUACAGAUAAAUACUGUAUAUUAUAUAUAGACACACACAUAGAGGUCAGAUUGUUUGUUGUGCACCCGCAGCAUGAGGUAUAUAUUUACCCAGAAACAGCGCUUCUUCACAACCCGUGCAGUAAUUGGUCUGCCCAUGUCUUUGGCCCUGCUCCUUGCCCUCUGUAACCCUGUAGCGCCAGUUGACCUCCUGUACUGCUCAUCCUAUUCUUUGUGUUCCAAGUGCCAAUAACUUCGUGAAAGCCCUGUAACUGUGACCCAACAUUAUCAAAGGUAAUUGCACAUUAACGACUGUAAAAUAAAUAUAAAUCAUAGAGAAAAUGUCCAAAUGGAUUAAAUAAUGAAUAUCUUAAUAAAAGAUUUG